Molecule: messenger RNA, 960 nt
Organism: Cynocephalus volans (Philippine flying lemur)
Lineage: Eukaryota; Metazoa; Chordata; Mammalia; Dermoptera; Cynocephalidae
Product: olfactory receptor 6N2-like
Exons: 1
Coding region: 1-960 (319 amino acids)
Biological process (GO): G protein-coupled receptor signaling pathway
Cellular component (GO): membrane
Molecular function (GO): G protein-coupled receptor activity; olfactory receptor activity
Source: RefSeq, a predicted model, not a curated record
AUGGAGAGAGUCAACCGCACAUUGGUCACUGAAUUUGUCUUCCUGAAGUUUUCCAGCUCCCCACAUCUCCAGCUUCUCUUCUUCUCCCUCUUCCUUCUGGUCUACCUCUUGUCCCUGGUGGGCAAUGCCCUCAUCGUGCUUGUGGUGGUCCUGGACAGGCGCCUCCACACUCCCAUGUACUUCUUCGUCAGCAAUCUCUCCUUGGUAGAGCUCUGGUACACCACAGUCACUGUGCCCAAGAUGCUGGCCAAUUUUCUGAGUUCCCCAGGGGUCAUCUCAGUUCCCAGCUGCAUCACCCAGUAUUACUUCUUCUUCUCCUUGGCUGCCACCGAGCUCUUCAUCCUCACCACCAUGGCCUUUGACCGCUAUGCUGCUGUUUGUCGCCCACUCCACUACCCACUGUUGCUCAGUCCCCAAACUUGUGGGACUCUGGCUGGGGUCCGCUGGUCUGUGGGAUUCCUCUGCCCCAUGUUCCCCUCAUUCCUCCUCACACAAAUCUCCUUCUUCACCCCCAACCGUAUCAACCACUUCUUCUGUGAUGCUGAUCAGAUUUUCCGUCUCUCCUGCACGGACACGUAUGCCAUCCAAGUUGUGGGCUAUGCCUUUAGCACUGUCAUUAUCCUAGGAGCCCUGUUCUUUACCACGGCUUCCUAUGCCCAAAUCCUGGCCACAGUUCUCGCCAUGUCCUCAGCUGCUGCCCAGCGCAAGGCCUUUUCCACCUGCACAGCCCACCUAUCUGUGGUAACCAUCUACUUCGGCACUCUCAUAUUCAUGUAUGUCCGCCCAGCAGUAAAAUAUGAGUCAAACAUUAACAAGAUUGUGGCCAUCUUCUACUCAGUCAUCACCCCACUUCUCAAUCCUCUUAUUUAUACACUCCACAACAAGGACGUCAAGGAAGCUCUGAAGGUGUUGGUGUUCCGGAUCCAAAGGGUCUGCUACCCAAGCAAGGAGACGCGGUGA